This is a messenger RNA of Tilletiopsis washingtonensis, 931 nucleotides long. RefSeq names its product Ctr copper transporter. Gene Ontology annotation, molecular function: copper ion transmembrane transporter activity. The record is from RefSeq and is a predicted model, not a curated record. The coding region runs from base 52 to 777 and encodes 241 amino acids. Gene Ontology annotation, biological process: copper ion transmembrane transport. Gene Ontology annotation, cellular component: membrane. The transcript is spliced from 3 exons. NCBI's taxonomy places the organism in Eukaryota, Fungi, Basidiomycota, Exobasidiomycetes, Entylomatales.
CUGCUUGCAUCUCUCGUCCAGCCUCACACUCGCCACUGCACAUUUGUCGCCAUGCAGGCCCGCCACGACGACGACAUGGGCAUGGACAUGGACGGCGACGCCAUGGCGUGCUCGAUGCACAUGCUCGGCAACUGGCAGACGAUCGGCGCGUGCUUCCUCACGUCGUCGUGGCGCAUCUCGACGGAGGCGCAGUUCGCGGGCACGUGCAUCGGCGUGUUCCUGCUCGUCGUGCUCGUCGAGUCGGUGCGCCGCUGGGGCCGCGAGUGGGACCGCUACAUCCUCGCCAGCGCCCUGGCGCGCCGCCGCGACGAGCAGCGCGUGGGCAACAUGGACACCCGCGACGAGCGCCGUCAGAGCGCGGGCAAGACGGAAGACGGCGGCUCGCUCGAGGCGGCGGCUGUGCCGGAGCUGAAUGCCGCGCCGGCGGGAGCGGGUGCGCUCGCCAGGCUCGAGAGCGUCUUCUACGGCCUGCCGCGCCGCUCGGCGGGCGCCCGCACGCUGCGCCGCUCCGGCCCGCGCCGCUUCCGCCCGACGGUGCUGCAGCAGACCGUGCGCAGCCUGGUCUAUGCGACGCAGUUCGCCGGCGCGUACAUCGUCAUGCUCCUGGCCAUGUCCUUCAACGGGUACCUGCUCAUCGCCAUCGUGCUCGGCGGGCUGUUUGGCCACUUUUUCGCCACCUGGGACACCCUCGCCGUGCCUCUGGACGAAGAUGAGCAUGCCGGUCCGGUGCUACUGCGCGAGCAGCACGGCUCCUCCAGCGGCGCAUGCUGCGGCUAGCCCCUCCUCAUACCUUCCCAUGACUCAUCUGUGACAUUUGUAUGACCCCGUGACGCCUCGAGCAACCCACCUAGCGUCGUCAUGCGCAGCCAGCCGGCGUUCUUGGCCGCCUGCAGCGCGACCGGCGGGCUGACCUGCGUGUGCGCCUCUUGCA